AUGUCAAAGAAUGGUGAGCGAAUAAAGCUCUUGUUAUCUGAGGAUUUGUCACCCCAUAAGAUUGCUCUUCUUUUUCUCGUUGUUCUCUAUGCCACUGGAUUCAUUCCAGAAGACCAUCUGAAACAGGUUUUAUUAGCAUUGAUCAAGUUAUUGGAGAAUGAACCGCUUAUCGAUGAAAACAAGGAGUUUAUAAUUGUUCCCCAGUUGGUUGAUCUUUGUCAACACUUGAGAGAAGUGAUUGUUUGCAACUGUCCAGAAGAUCAGAAAUUAGCCGCUGAAAAAGAUGCCGCAGAACUACAGAAGAACCUACUACAAGAAUUAUGGAGAGUCAGCUCGGUGGAAGGCCUUAAUACUUAUAUAAAGAAUACUUUCACCUUAUUGCUGAAUCCAUUGGCAGUCACAGUGCCGGAAUCAACGUCAAACCUGACCGUGAAAAAGAUUAUCUCUCCUCGAUCUUUUAUUGGGGACUUCAUUCAAAAAAUUGUGACUCCUUUCCGUUUGCUACAUUUUGAUGAAGAGUUUCUUUUAUUUGAGUCUUUGGUUGAAUAUAGAGAGUCUUCCAGGGAUCUAUUUUUAAAAUUAGGUGGGAUUAUUAACCAUCAAACGGACUUACAACCGAAACCAUCUCCAAGAAGAUCAAGACUCGACUUUUCUACACUGGCACAACCACAGCCUAGUAAUUCAAACGACGACCACUUGUUCGAUGUAUUGAAUCAUCAACUUGCAGAAAGCUUGGGAAUUAGUAUACCAACAAGCUCCCAAGAGAUAGUGAAACAAAAUGUAAGAUUGAUUCCAGUACCUAAACAUGACAUGCAAGCAUUGUUGGAUAAGCAGGUCAAACUACUUGAAACCUAUGGCACGGAAACUCCAAAAUUUUUAAGGCAAAUCAUGGCAUUGAUGGCGUCGCCGGAUGCCAAUACCUGUCUGAUUCAAAACGCAAAUUUCAAUGAUUUACCGUCAUAUUAUUAUUUAAAAUAUUUAGAAAAUUUACAUGCUUCAGACUAUCACGGAGCACUUCAGUCGUUGCACCAAUACUUUGACUAUAUGGUAUCAAAAAGUUCUAAAUAUUUCUAUCAUUUUGCGUUGAUAUCAAGAGCAUCACUACAUCAAUAUUUUGGAGAGGAUGAGAAAGCCUUAGAUGCAAUUGAAGAAGCAAUAUCAGUAGCAAGAGAAAACAAAGACAACUCGACAUUAACUUAUAUUUUAUCCUGGUUAUUUAAUUUCAUUAGAAAUAAACCUGAAUUAUGGCAAAGUCAAAAUUUUUAUCAGAAUAAUAAUGAGCUGCAUCUACUUGAUUUUUUAAUUAAAAAAUCACAAACAGUUUCUUUGCUGUUGUAUGCCAUGAGUUAUCAUUUUGAAACAGCUCAUAUAAUGCAUAGCGGGGGGCCUAUGAAUAAGUAUCUUGAAAGUCUAUUAAAAGCGACAUAUAUUUCAAUUAAUGAUGAAUUGCCAACGUUCAUUAAAUCUUGCGAGAUGUCAGCUAUGGUAUGGACGAGAAUUGGAAUCCCACAUUUGAGUGAUUUAUAUUCCGAUAUAGCGUUUGACUAUGCGAAAGAAGUUGGUAAAUUAGGAGAUGAAAUAUCGAUUGAAAUACGGAAGAACUACCUUUUGUAUUUAAAAGGACAAACUGAAAAGGCAUAUAAAAACCUUGAAAGUUUAAAACCAAAGACAAAUAGCGAUCGAUCAUUAUUUAAAUCAUUACAAAUUAGAAGUUUAAUAAUGAUGGUUAAAAUAGAUUUAAGAAAGGGUCGUUUUAAAUAUGCUGAAAAAAUUAUGAAAACUCUAUUAAGUAUUGAAAUCCAAGAUAUUGAAUUGAAGACAGAAUUGAUAUAUUUAAAUACAGAAGUGCAAACAGCAUUAGGUAAUUAUUCACAAGCACUAGGUUUGAUUUCCCAGAGUUUAAGUGUAAUUGAUUCGCAACAAAUGAAGAUUCAAAGUAAUGUUUAUACAAUAAUUCGAUUAAACUUACUCAAGUGUUCUAUAUUUAAUAUAUCAGGAGUUCAUUCAAGAGCUAUAUCACUAGUGAUUGAACAAAUCGAACAAGGGAAAAAAUUAGGAUUUUUCACAAUUAUAGUUGAAGGAAUGAUUUUAUUAAUAUCUAUAUUGAAUAACAUGGAUAAUUGUGAAGAUGCAUAUGAAAUAUUGGAUAAGUUCAUGCCAUUAGCUUUGAGAGUUGGUAAUCAAGAAUUUAUUUGUGUUGCAUAUUAUGAAUAUGCCAAUAGUUGUUACAAGAUGAUUCAAGCAAAAAAGAAUCGAUUUAAACUUAGUAAAAAAGCAUUAUUUAAUACUUUUUUGAAAUAUUUAUAUUUGAGUAUAACAAGAGCAAGAAAUUCAUUAAAUUUAAUAUUAUUAAGAGCUUGUUUUGAAUUGGAGGAGCAAAUGGGACAAGAGUGUUCUAAAUUUUCUAAUGAAAUGAAAGACCUUAAAUCAGUUGAUGAAUUUAGAGAACAUAGCAAGUCUGGUUUAAAAAUUUUGAAUAAACGAGCUAUUGAGGAGGCAGACUAUGGAUUUAUAGUUAAUCCUGAGCAUAUAAUUGAAGAAGAGUAA
Molecule: messenger RNA, 2547 nt
Organism: Hyphopichia burtonii NRRL Y-1933
Lineage: Eukaryota; Fungi; Ascomycota; Pichiomycetes; Serinales; Debaryomycetaceae
Product: anaphase promoting complex subunit 5
Exons: 1
Coding region: 1-2547 (848 amino acids)
Biological process (GO): protein K11-linked ubiquitination; anaphase-promoting complex-dependent catabolic process; positive regulation of mitotic metaphase/anaphase transition
Cellular component (GO): anaphase-promoting complex
Source: RefSeq, a predicted model, not a curated record